Messenger RNA from Filobasidium floriforme, 5566 nucleotides. Its product is annotated as UDP-glucose:glycoprotein glucosyltransferase-domain-containing protein. Gene Ontology annotation, cellular component: endoplasmic reticulum. Gene Ontology annotation, molecular function: UDP-glucose:glycoprotein glucosyltransferase activity. The coding region runs from base 59 to 5146 and encodes 1695 amino acids. The record is from RefSeq and is a predicted model, not a curated record. The transcript is spliced from 21 exons. Lineage: Eukaryota; Fungi; Basidiomycota; Tremellomycetes; Filobasidiales; Filobasidiaceae.
CAUCCUCAAAUCCAUCAGACUAGCCUUCUCUUAGCCCCGUCUUCCAAAUUACCGGAAGAUGCGGUCGACCCUCACCGCAGGGCUAUGGUGGACGGCCACCUUGACCCUGACCUUGUCUUCGGUCUUAGCCGCGAGUUCGAGUUCAGCGUCAACCUCUACGGUGAACGUCUGGUUGAGGUCGAACUGGGACGCAGCGCCGUUGUUGCUCGAAGUCUUGGAAAGCGCAGCUAUAGAAGAUCCGACGAUAUACUACCCGCUCUUAUCACUACUCACCACUCACCUCCCGCUCUUACAAUCCGGAGCCGACUCUGGAUCUGGAUCUGAUGAUGAAGAUGGUUCGGCUUCGCGGUCAAAGCCGAGGACUCGGGACCGGGAUCAGCUGGAGAUGGUCUACGACCUCGUAGCGAAUUACGACUCUCACGAAACCACCACCACCGCCCACAACUCCAACAACUCCAGCUCUAGCUCUGAUCCUAGCUCCAGCUCUAGAUCUAGAUCUAGAUCUAGAUCCACCCUCCUGACCGCCCACCGGGAAUUCGACCUAUCCUCCUUCAAAACCUCUUUAGCGAUGCACGAAGCGUCCCCGAAGAUUCAGGCUUAUUACCAGUUUUAUGAGACCGUCAUUGUCAACUCGCCCGCUGGAAGGGAGGUCACGCAAAGAGAGUGCGAGAGUUGGGUGGAGUGGAGGGGAAAGGGGUUUUGCAGCGUGGAGGAGUUGAGGAGGGAUAUGGAGUUGUCCUUGGAUCUGGGUUCAACGGAGGGUUCGGGACGUGCGAGCGGUCCGACGACGAGAUCUAUACCGCCAAAAAUCCUUCCGUUCGACCACAUCUACCCUCAUUCUUAUUCUCGUUCUGGAGGAUUGGGCUCGCAUCCGGUCGACGUGGCGAUUCUUUAUAUCUCGGACCUCUCGCCCGCUCAGGCGGAUCUUUAUGAGUACCUCAUGCGUCGUCGAACCAAGACCUCCAACAAUAAUGACAAUGGAAACGAGGAUGCGGCUGAAGGGUUGUUCGAUAUCAUCGUCCGGUACAGGCCCCUCGUUGCUCGGACUCUGGAUUCCGAUUCGGUAAAAGCGCAAGAGGAGAGUCGUUUGCAGGUGCAGGACGUGAAUAGGAGGAAGAAUUCGUUAAAGGGGUAUGGGGUCGAGAUGGUGCUCAAGCGGACGGAUUAUCUUGCGGUCGAUGAUCGGGAUACGGGGAGUAGCGUGGGUGUGGGUGCCGGGAAGGUCGAAGGCAGGCAGCAGGAAGUGUUUGAAGCGCAUGGAAAAGAGGGAAGCAAGGCCGGGGCGGAGGAUGGAUAUUUGGGAGUGAUCGGGAGGGGGUCUUGGGACGAGCUUGUCAGCAAGCCUCUGAAGCUGGGGGAGAUUUCAGAUCUCGGUGUCAAGACGGCCUCCCUGAUCAUGUCCGACCCAGACCCCCUUUCGGCACUUAUCGGCAUCUCGCAGGAUUUCCCUAAACACUCGGCGGCGAUCGCGAGAAGGGUCAAGGCGGACGAGUGGUUGGAGAGGGAUGUGGCCAACGUUCAGGCAAAGGCGGACGUCAAGAGCGCGUUUUGGGUCAAUGGGAGGAUCGUCACCGACAAGGAGCUAGACGCUUUCAGCCUACUAUCGAUCGUCCGGGAAGAGAGACAGAGGAUGUUGGCGCUCACCUCGCUCGGGCUGACACCAGACCAGGCGUUCAGCUUGCUCACGGACGACGACAUCGUCACGGGCAUGACCGAGCCGGAACCCAUGAUGGGGAUCGUCGAUGCCGGGGACGAGAUCGAAGGAGGAGGAGUGAUCACUUGGUGGAACAAUAUCGAAAAGGACAAGAGGUAUGCGAGUUGGCCCAGCUCAAUCGCGGCGCUCGCCCGACCCGGCCGACAAGGACCGUUCAACCAGGUCCGGCGCAACUUUUGGCACGUCAUCCUCGUCAUGGACAUGUCCAAACCUUUUUCCCUGAGCACCAUCUCGCAGACGGCUCAGCAGAUGAUCAAACGGGGGAUCCCGUUCAGGGUCGGUUUGGUCCCGCUCAUCUCGGAGAGCAAUGACGAUUUGAGUAUCAAAAUGGCUCGAUUACUAGCCUAUCUCGUCCGUAAGAACGGUCGUGCCGAAGCCAUGGAGUACAUGCAUACUCUAUGGAGAGCUUCCCCUCGAGGCGAAGUCGCUUUGAACAUCGCCGAGAGCCUUUUCCCUGGUGAAGGCGACGAUUCGUUCGCCGAUAUCAUCAACGGGAAGGUGGAAAGCCUGGCGACCGACGAGAUCCGCGCCUGGCUGGCUAGGAUGGCAGUCAAUCCCACAACGAGUCCGCGGGGUGCCGUCCUUUUCAAUGGACAGUAUCAGCCCUUGGACGAGCGAUGGACCGAUCGAAUCAUGCAAGAUUACAUGGGCCAGCUCAACUAUCUGAUGCAGCCAGGCGUCGUCAAUCAUCUCAAAUCGGUCUCCCGGCUCGAUCGUUUCUUCUACGAUUUGCCCACAUCAUCUCCCCGAAGAAAUGUCUACCUCCCUGUAGGAGAGCCCAUCGGAUCGCAGACCAUCGUGGAUCCCCGGCAAGUCUUUGGCGCCGACUCAUUGAUUCUGGAUCAGUUUGUCUACCCGGAUGACAAAUCUGACGAGGUCCUGGCCACGAUCCACGUUCUCGGUGACCUCGACAGUGAGUCAGGUCGAUCGAUGGCGAGAGAGGCUCUGAAAUUCCUGCAGCAAAAAGGUAAACACACUAGACUAGGCUUCGUUCACCUCCCCUCGGACGCCAAUCAACACCAAAAGGGUCCACGCCUGUCGACAUGGCUAUACGAGAGCUUGUCUUCGCACAAUCUUUCGACAUCGUCAACAGGCAGCUUGAUCGAGAUGUUGGACAGGAUCGACUUUGUGAGCCGGGAAAAUGAAAUGGGAAGAGUCAAGAGUCUGGUAGAGCACGAGAAGGCGUCCGAAGGCAUGACGUGUUUCGAUGGCUUCCGGUUACCACUACCAACGCCGACGUCUCUGGCUGUAUCGAAGGCAUUCUGGAACGCACGGGCGGCUGAAGCGCGCACGGUACCGUUAACAAGUGCCGGUACCUACAUCAUGAUCAACGGUAGGGUCGUUGGUCCCGUACCAGCCGGCGAGUUCUUGGCCGACGACUUUUUCACUUUGGCGAUGAUCGACGCUCGAAGCCGCGGCAGUCCCAUUCUAGAAGCGCUUAAGGGGAUCUAUUACGAUAUCUCAACGCUGGAAAGUGCGACAUUGGGCAACCUGGUAUCUGGAGUCGCCGCUAUACUGGGUAAAGCUUUCGCGACCGACAACUCUUCACCGCUUCAAUCUACCGUUGUCGCCAGGACCAGAGGGUAUACGGAGAUCACGGGCAAGGCGUCUAGCUUCUCCAUCAAGGAAUCGCCAACUGCGCUGGUCAGGCUCUUUGCCAUCGUCGAUCCCAUCAGUGAACAAGCGCAAAAGUGGUCGUCCUUGAUCCAGAUGGCUACCGAGCUCGAUCACGUAUCAGCAACCGUCCAGCUGAACCCGGCUUUGGUGCUUACUGACAUCCCGCUCAAGCGGUUCUAUCGGUACGAAUCCGUCAACUCUGUAAGAUUCAAUGCUGAGGGCGACGAAGCCAUGACUGGUGUCAGCUUCCGCGGCCUGCCAGAGGAUCCCAUCUUGACGCUCGGUAUGGAUAUUCCUACGUCAUGGCUCGUGCGGCCCAAGGAAUCCAUUCACGAUCUCGACAACUUGCGACUCGAAAGCAUCCUCGCCAAGCAACAAUCCCCCGUCGUCGACAUCCGAUUCGAGCUCGAGCAGCUCGUGAUCGAGGGGCACGGCAGGGAGUUGAAGGCGUCCGUACCUCGAGGACUCGAAUUGCAGCUGGCCACCACCGAGGGUGAUAUCGUUGGAGACACGUCGAUCAUGGCGAACCUCGGGUACUUUCAGUUCAAGGCCCAGCCCGGCCUUUAUAAUUUGAACAUCCGCGAAGGCAGAGGCCGCGAUGUGUACAGCCUACACAGCUUGUCCACCGGUUUGGCGACGGGUGAUACCGUAUCUCAAGUCGCCUUGACAUCGUUUACAGGUCUCACCGUUCGGCCCGUGUUCGAGCGUCAGCCGGGUAUGGAAUUGGCGGAUGUCCUAGACGAGGUCGUAACCACGCCCGGUUUCUUUGACAAGAUCUACUCGUCCCUGUCUACCGUACUCGGCCGCAAGACGGCGCCCGUGCGUCCUCCGGCCGAAAUCAACAUCUUCACCGUGGCCUCGGGCAAACUCUACGAGCGGUUCGCCUCGAUCAUGGUGCUCAGCGUGUUGAAGCACACGAACAGUACCGUCAAGUUUUGGUUCAUCGAGAACUUCUUAUCGCCGUCGUUCUUGGAAUUCCUGCCUCACUUUGCGGAAGAGUACGGGUUCGAGUACGAGCUGGUCACUUAUCGCUGGCCGUCUUGGCUUCGUGCACAGAGGGAGAAACAGCGGGAGAUCUGGGGCUACAAGAUCCUCUUCCUCGACGUCCUCUUCCCGCUCUCUCUGGACAAGGUCAUCUUUGUCGAUGCCGAUCAGAUCGUGAGGACCGACAUGAAACAGCUGGUCGAUCUCGAUUUGCAAGGCAAGGUCUACGGGUACGCGCCGAUGGGGGACGACAAGCCCGAAAUGGAAGGCUUCCGGUUCUGGAAGACGGGUUACUGGAAAGACGCCCUCCGAGGCAGACCCUAUCACAUCUCGGCGCUGUACGUGAUCGACCUGAAGAGAUUCCGACGGCUCGCCGCGGGAGAUCGAUUGAGGGCUUCGUAUCAAGCCUUGUCGGCGGACCCGGGGUCAUUGGCGAAUCUGGACCAGGACUUGCCGAAUUCGAUGCAGGAUCAGUUGCCGAUCUAUACGCUCGAUCGGUCUUGGUUGUGGUGCGAGACAUGGUGUAGUCAGGACAGUUUGAAGGAUGCCAAGACCAUCGACCUGUGUCAGAACCCUCUGACGAAACAACCCAAGCUCGAGCGGGCGAAAGUAAUUCCAGAAUGGGAGAGUUACGACCGCGAGGUUGAUCAAUUCGCCAGACGGCUGGCCGCCCCGGACGGGGCCAAGGUGAACGUCGUCACAGGAUCGGCCGAGGCGCUCGUUCAAGGAGGCAACGAGCACUCGGCCACACCGGCAGAUUCGGCGGUGGAGGUGUCAGAGGUAAACGACGAGCCUGUACAUGAAGGACAAAGGCUUGUAGACGAUCUAUAGAGACCUGGUUGCCCAGCGUAUAAGAGCUUUCGACAUUUCCCAACUUCCAGGUUGUUCUGGUCGCAAACUCGUUGAUGCAAGAAAUCGGUACGGUCGUUACUCAAAUGACCGGUACACCGUUAGAAUACCAAAUCACCAUUUACCGAAUUUGGUUGGAUGCGCCAUCAUAAAUCAGAAUCCCAACACAAGCCGACCUGCAUCUUCCCGGGUUGAAGACCUUUACAUCACAACUUGACAGGAAACGAUAGGCGAAAGUAACCUGGUCGCAAGCUGCAAGCUGAUCUCCUCAAAACAGGCAGAAGUCUACACGGCAAAGUUUGAUAGGCCAGUUUGCUCAGGCUAGAGGCUGAACUUGCAGGGAUCUUCAUUACAGCAGAGGCAGCUAAGGGCAGUCCUCUUGAGGGAUUACGCACACCCAUC